GACUAGUUGGAAUCCACUUCUCAUUUUUCUUAAGAUUCCACGAAGAAAUACAUUUGAGAAAAUUUGCCCUGUUUUUUUCACUAAACUAUUUGGCUUCUUUCUUAAAUCUGAUUAAUGGGCUCAGGAGCUGCCUUGAAACUGUUUUAUAAUGCUAGAAAGUGAAUGCGGAAUGCAAGUAGAAGUCUGUCAGGCUCUUCUUCAUGAGGCUACAUGGUGAUAGGGCAGAGAGUAAAGUACCCACGCAGUUCAGAGUGACGAGAUUUGCAAUGAAAAUACUCAGAUUUAGUACCUCAAGACAGACCCUUAUGUGGAUUCCAGAUUCCUUUUUUUCCAGUUUGCUGAGUGGAAGAAUUUCAACGCUUCGAGAUGAAACUGGUGCUAUAUUUAUUGAUAGAGAUCCAGCAGCAUUUGCACCCAUUUUAAAUUUUCUUCGGACGAAAGAACUAGAUUUGAGGUAAGAAAUGCAUCCUUUUAAAUACAUUCUCAU
This is a messenger RNA of Pteropus alecto (black flying fox), 487 nucleotides long. Its product is annotated as BTB/POZ domain-containing protein KCTD3-like. Gene Ontology annotation, biological process: protein homooligomerization. NCBI's taxonomy places the organism in Eukaryota, Metazoa, Chordata, Mammalia, Chiroptera, Pteropodidae. The coding region runs from base 201 to 458 and encodes 85 amino acids. The record is from RefSeq and is a predicted model, not a curated record. The transcript is spliced from 4 exons.